This is a messenger RNA of Photinus pyralis (common eastern firefly), 1239 nucleotides long. RefSeq names its product zinc finger protein 501-like. Lineage: Eukaryota; Metazoa; Arthropoda; Insecta; Coleoptera; Lampyridae. Bases 43 to 1224 code for a protein of 393 amino acids. The transcript is spliced from 2 exons. Gene Ontology annotation, biological process: regulation of cytokine production; regulation of immune system process; negative regulation of transcription by RNA polymerase II. The record is from RefSeq and is a predicted model, not a curated record.
UUUAAUUCUUAACCUCAAAAAUUUUCAAAAAACAAAUAGAAAAUGAAUUACAGAGAAUUUCCUGAUUUCAAAGAAUUUUGUAAAGGGUUACCCUUACUGGUUUUACCUUCAACCCUGUGGAAUAUUCACAUAGAUCCCCAGUAUCAUUACGCCAUUAUAGUUCAGAUAGAGAUGAGACCGUUACUCAAAUUAUCCAUCGAACGAGGAGUUCUUUUAACGAUGAAUGUCACCCAAAAAACGAUCGAGCCAACGUUUUUUAUAGAAAAUGAAGUAAUCGACAUUCCAAAACUGAACAAUGCGAUUACCGGCAUUUCCGAUCUUUCACAUGUUGUUUAUGCUAUUCACAACAUGAAGGUUUGUCCAAAUGCGGGUCAGCAAAAUUUAAAAUGUAAGAGAUAUCUUGAUAUAGAUUCGUAUACUCAUUACUGUACAAGUUGUAACGAAGACGGUCUUACACCGUCUUUCACGUUAUACUCUGAAAACGCCAUUGCUGAACAAAAUAUAAGUGAAAUCUUACCAACGAUCCAAGGUUUUAAGAAAGAGCAGUCCUACGGUUGUGAUAAAUGUACAGAUAUUUUCACCACAGAAUCACAAUUGAAUGAACACUUAGAAUCUCACACGCCAAAAAUUUUCGUAUGCAAAGUGUGCAACAAAACUAGCACAAAAGAAUCGCUGCACCUGAAACACAUCAACGAAAAACAGAGUUUGUGUAACGUCUGCGGUAAAGUUUUCUGCCAAGUGUCUCGGAUGAAAGAGCAUUUGUUAACUCAUUCACUAGAACGUCCAUUUGAAUGUUCCACAUGCCACAAAUCCUUCGCCAAAAGCUACAGUUUAAAACUACACCAAAAAACCCAUUCAGGCGUUUAUUCGUAUAUCUGUAGUGCAUGUGGCAAAACGUAUACGACACAGAGUAACUUGAAAACACACAUCAAAAGUACCCACACCAAAGAAAAGCCCCACGCAUGUACCAGUUGCGAUAUGACAUUCGUGCACCCGCGUCACCUACGUAUACAUAUGCGGAAACAUACAGGAGAAAAACCAUAUACGUGUGCGGUCUGUAAAAAAUCUUUCGCUAAAAAUAUACAUCUGACUGUUCACUUACGGACACAUACCGGUGAAAAACCCUACGAGUGCAGUGAUUGUGGUAAAGGAUUUACGACGACCGGUAAUUUAAAUUCCCACAGACGCAUUAAUCACAAAAAUCUUGAUGUGAUGUAUGAAUAAAGAGAUUAUUCUAUA